CGCAGCGGGGAGGCAGGACAGACAGACACCCACGCACAGCCAGGAGGUCCCGGGGUCAGCUGCCAAGGUACCAGCAAAGCCAGCCUGAAGGAGAAAGCAAGAAGUGCAAAGCAGUCUGCAGGAGUAACCUGAAGUGGAAUGUAAGCAAAAUGACUUCACUGCCGUUCAUCUUCCUGCUCUGCUUCCUCUCAGCUGAAGCUGCAAGAAGCAAAUAUCCUCCCAAAGCAGCAAUCUCAAGCCCCGUGUUCGGACCACGGCAGGUGUAUGGCCUGAUCGAUGGGUCGGUUACGGUGAAGUGCUUCUACCCGCCCACCAAGGUGAACAGGCACGACAGAAAAUACUGGUGCAGGGAAUCGUCCCGGAACUGCCUGACCGUCGUCUCCUCCAACGGCUACACGUCCCCGAGCUACCGCGGCAGAGCCUCCAUCAGCGACUACCCGGAGCAGGGCGUCAUGGUGGUGAACAUCUCGCAGCUGGUGCUGUCAGACAGAGGCACCUACCAGUGCGGGGUCGGCCUCAAUGGCAGAGGGCUCUCCUACAAAGUCAGCCUGGACAUUUCUGAAGGUCCAAACGUCCCCGAGGAGGCCGAGCUCUUCUACGUGGAGCUGCACGGCUCCGUAACCAUGACCUGCAGCUUUGGGGCGGACACCGUCAGCAUGAGGAAAUACUUGUGCAAGAUGGAGAAGAACGUCUGCAACAACAUCAUCGACACGCAUGGGAAGAUCGAUGAGGACUUCACAGGGAGAGCCCUGCUGAGCAAUGAGGACACCGACGGCGCAUUCAGCGUCAUGAUAACCCAGGUGAACUGGGAAGACGCAGGCUUGUACGUGUGCGGGGUUGGCUCCUACGGGGAGUACGGAGAAACGAAGGAGCUGGAUUUGCAUGUCUACGAGGGGUCAAACGUUCCUCAAGGAAAGAGCACAGUAACCGGAGUCAAAGGAGGUUCAGUAACCAUUGAAUGUCACUACGAUCCCGCGAAAAAUUACUCGCUCAAGUACUUGUGCAAGUGGAGAAAGAAUGGGUGUUCUCGGAUCAUAGAAAACACCGGCUUCGUGUUUGACACUUACGAAGGAAGAGUGGCCAUGUUCGACAACCCGCAGAACGGCACAUUCAGCGUCGUCUUGAACCAGCUGCGGGACAACGACAAAGGCUAUUACUGGUGCAUGACGAACGAUGAAAGGGAGAGGAAGUCAUCGAAGGAGCUGAAGGUCGUAGAAGGAGAGCCUGGAUUAAAGGGGAAGGAGGACGUGCUGGCAGAAGCGGGCUCACGGGUCGAUUUAACGUGCUCUUACCCGUGCAAGUACUACUCCUACGAGAAGUACUGGUGCAAGUGGAGCAGCGACGGCUGCUCCCCCUUGUCUGCCUCUGACCAAAGCCAGCCAGGGGUGGACGUCAGCUGUGACACCGCCAACAAGACACUCGUCCUAACCUUCGACUCGGUGACCAGCGCGGACCAAGGGUGGUACUGGUGCGGGGUGAAGCGCAACGGCCACUACGGGGAAACGCUGGCGGUGUACCUGCAGGUGGCUGGAGGGGAUGCAGAGAAAGUUGCCGAACUCAGCCCAGAGCUCCUGAAUUUGGACACUCUCAGAAAUGCUGUGGCUCCCAGCGAUGCUGUGGCUCCCAGUAAUGCCGCAGCUCCCAGCAAUGCCGUGGCUCCUGGUGAUGCCGCAGCUCCCAGCAAUGCUGCAGCUCCCAGCAAUGCUGCAGCUCCCAGCAAUGCCGUGGCUCCCGGUGAUGCUGCAGCUCCCAGCAAUGCUGAAGCUCCCAGCAAUGCUGCAGCUCCCAGCAAUGCCGUGGCGCCCAGCAGUGCCGACCGUGGCGUUGUUCCCCAGGGGAGAGCCUUCAGCGAUGCUGGGGUGCAAAACGCAGCUGCCUCCGAAAGCUCUGAACAAAGUUCUGGCUCCAAUGCCCUUACUGUAGCCCUGGCCUCCUCUGGCGCAGCAGUCGUCGUCCUCGGUGCAGCUUUUGCUGUGUUUAAAUACCGGCAGCUCAAGAGAUCAGACCUGGUGUCCGUGGGGAGCUACAGAACCAACAUCAGCAUGUCGGACUUCGAGAGCGUGAAGGAGUACGGGGCAAACGAUAACACCUGCAUGAAAGCGAGCCAGGAGACUCAGCUGGGAGGGGACGAAUUCAUCACCACCACUGCCAGCGUUGAGAGCACAGCUGAGACAAAGAAGGCAAAAAGGAGCUCCAAGGAGGACGCCGACCUCGCCUACUCCACCUACCUCCUCACCUCCAACGCCAUCGCCCAGGGCUGUGCCCCUGGGGACAGCGCGGCUCCGGCUGCGGCCCCCCCGGCCUGGGACGGGCAGGUCUGAGGGCAGGGGACACGGGGACGCGGCAGUGAGGGGGUGGCUCUGCCGUGAGGCUCAGCAAGCUGCGCUGCUUGCUGCUGUCACAAUUUGCUAUAGCUUGAUCUUUUCCUGUUUAAAUUCAGCUUCCAGCGGUGAUUUCGUCAGAAUUGUAGGGGCCCGAGCGCGGAGGUGCAGUGGCAGGAGCCCGAGGGGCUGAGCCCCUGCAGCCCCAGGCUGGCCAGGGUCCCUUGUGAUGCUGUGGGCUCCCAAAGACCAGAAGAUGUUUGUUUGUUUGUUUUUGUUUUUAAAUCCCAUUUUUUCCUAACGGUAGCUGAAAAACCCUUUACAACAAUGACUCGCGCUUUUGAUCCCUCUCAGCUUUCUCCCCCAGAGGCAGUGCUGACAGACCAGGGGUGCCUGCAGCGGUUUUGUUCACGACCAAUAAAGAAUACAGGCGGCUUUCAGCAGACCGGGCGGGCUCUCAUUCUGUGGCAGGGCACAGGGAAAGCACCUCUGAAGAGUCACAGCACGGGCACGCGUGGGCAGGGACUUUCUCCUCACCCUUGGGACUGGUGUUGGGCAUCCAUCAGCCCGCCGCAAAAGCAAUGGGGUCCAAAGUUUGUCAUGACAAAUACACUGGUGUGUUUUUGGUUUGGUUUGGCUUGUAUUUUUUCCAAGUGCAAGCAGUCUGCUUUAGCCUGUCAAUGAAAAGUGCUGCUGAGAGCUGCCACCCAGCAGCCCCAAGAGCCCCAUGCCCUCUGCCUGCAAAGAAGCAUUUCCCCUCUGGGUCUGUGCCUCUCCUUUGAUUUCACCUCCUUGUGCUCUGGCUUUCUCCAGCAUUUUUGACACUUGCUGUUGCAAACGACACAGGAGGGUCUGAGCCCCACAGAAGCGAGGGGCAAUGGAGAAGAGUGGGGAACGUUCUGAGUAAUGUUCCUCAUAUGCAUUUUCGUCGACAGCAGCAAUUUACCACAGAAUGGCAUUAAUUAAUACGACGGCUUGUUGAGCAGCCUCUAUAACGGAUUAGGCAACAGGCAUCGGUGAUUGCUGCCCCCGGCUGGUUUCGUGUUUGUCCAAGCAGAAGCAAUGAUGGCUGUAAUUAAAAAAA
Molecule: messenger RNA, 3405 nt
Organism: Anas platyrhynchos (mallard)
Lineage: Eukaryota; Metazoa; Chordata; Aves; Anseriformes; Anatidae
Gene: PIGR
Product: polymeric immunoglobulin receptor
Cellular component (GO): plasma membrane
Molecular function (GO): transmembrane signaling receptor activity
Source: RefSeq, a predicted model, not a curated record